AUGGGGCAGGAUGGGGCGCUUAAAACUCAUGACAUGGUGCAGGAAACAGAGAACGGAAAAAUGGGGAUGGAUGGUUGCAGCAGGUUAAGGUCAUUUGACCUUAACCAAGAACCUGAGUGUGACCGAGACACAUUCAUUGAAGAAAUCGGUGGUUCAAUAGGAGGACACGAAGAUGAGGAGGCAGAUGAAUUGGUGGGCGCAAUAGGCAUGGAUGACGUAAUGAAAUUAACAUUUGACACGGAAGAAGAAGCUGGGGAAUUCUAUAAUUUGUAUGCGAAACUAAGCGGAUUUGGGAUUCGUAAAAGUAAUGCCAAACAAGAUGCAGAUGGCAUUUCAAGAUUUAGAAAAUGGGUAUGUUGCUGUGAAGGUUAUAGGAAUGAAAAGUGGUUUAAUUAUGAAGACCGGAAAAGAGAAACAAAACCAAUCACAAGAACCGGGUGUGGGGCUCGCUUUCGCGUGAAAUAUGACAUAGAAUCGGUAAAGUAUGUGGUGACACGUUUCAUUAUGGAGCACAAUCACCCGCUGGCAUCAGAGGCAAGUGUGCAACACAUUAGGUGGCAUAGAAAAGUGAACGAUGCAGAAUAUGCGCAGGCAAAAAGUCUAAAGUUGGCUGGGACUAGAAUAUGCCAGAUAAUGAAACAUUUUGUUAUCAAACCCGGAGGGUAUAGUAACGUGGGAUUUUGCAUUAAAGAUCUGUAUAACCGAAUGGACGAGGAACGUAGAAAAGAUAUUUUUAAUGGCGAUGCAGAAGGGGCACUUGGGUUCUUGGCAGCGAAGAAGGAUGCCGAUGACAUGUUCUUUUAUAAAUAUCAUGUAGAUAACGAAGGAAGAUUGGCAAGGUUGUUUUGGGCAGAUUCUAAAUCUCGUGCGGACUUCAGUGUAUUUGGAGAUGUAUUGGUAUUUGAUACAACAUACAAAACAAAUAAAUACCGCAAGCCACUAGUUGUACUUGCAGGGGUAAACAACCAUUUGAACAGUACUGUUUUUGGCUGUGCACUGCUAUCAGAUGAGAGGAUUGAAACAUAUGAAUGGGUGCUAAGUACAUUUGUAGAGACUAUGAAAGGUAGAAGGCCAGUAGCAGUGAUGACGAAAUGCAUGCUUCUGGGUUCCUGUUCAUUCCUUCUACCACCAUUACGUGAAACAUGUGAGCACAAGGAAUCCCCUUUGACUCGAAUUUCAUGCAAGAGCAUAUUAGCUUCUCCAUUGACCUAUCAUAAUCCACCCUCCAACUUAUUUCGUGUCCACCAUAUUUCGAGUAAUAAUAUGUACGACUCCCUCCAUCCUCGUUCCAGCCCUCAGAAAUUAGAAGUCCUUGCCUGUUCAAAUGCUUCCUCACCAUAA
Molecule: messenger RNA, 1341 nt
Organism: Coffea arabica (coffee)
Lineage: Eukaryota; Viridiplantae; Streptophyta; Magnoliopsida; Gentianales; Rubiaceae
Product: protein FAR1-RELATED SEQUENCE 5-like
Source: RefSeq, a predicted model, not a curated record